AUGCUCUUUGCCAGUGUGCUGGUGACUGGGCUUGAGGCCGCUAAACUCACAGUGGGCUUCCAGGCUCCCUGGGACAUCUCCCUUCCAUUCAGUGCACAAAGGCUGGGUGCGGGCCUCCAGAUUGCUAUGGACAAGAUCAACUCAGAGUCCGUGGACCUCAGGAACUUCAGCUGGGGGUUCACUUACACCAACUCAACCUGCAGCACCAAGGAGUCUCUUGCUAUUUUCACCAACCAGGUCCAGAGAGAAGAGAUUUCUGCCCUGUUUGGACCAGCAUGCCCAGAAGCAGCAGAGGUUAUUGGUUUGCUGGCCUCUGAGUGGAAUAUCCCCAUGUUUGACUUUGUUGGACAAACAGCAAAACUGGAGAAAGACUUCUUGUAUGACACCUAUGUGACAAUUGUGCCACCCAUGCGUGAAAUUGGUGAUGUGCUCCAGAAAAGUCUCCAAUACCUGGGCUGGAAACACAUCGGGAUGUUUGGGGGUCACUCUGGCACUUCUUCCUGGGCUAGAAUGGAUGAGUUGUGGAGGGUUGUAGAGAAUGAACUCAAAUCCCAUUUCACCAUCACUGCCCGGGUCAGAUACACCGACACUGAUCCAGCCCUCCUGCAAGAGAAUCUUAGGACCAUGUCAACAACUGCCAGGGUUAUCAUCCUAAUCUGCAGCUCAGAGGAUGCAAACAUUAUUCUGCUGGCUGCGGAGAACCUGGGACUCCCCACAGGAGGAUUUGUUUUCAUUGUUUUGCAGCAGUGGCAGGACAGUUUCUGGAAGGAAGUGCUAACAAAUCAGAAGGGGACGCACUUCCCCACCAUCUAUGAGUCUGUGCUUCUCAUUGCCCUCAGCUCCUACGCAGAAGGUCCUGGAGAUGAAGGCUUCCAACAAGAAGUCCGCCAACGGCUGAGGGGGCCACCCUUCCACAGCUCUCUGUCUGCAGAGGAGCAGGUGAGCCCUUACUCUGCCUACCUUCACGACUCGGUCCUGCUCUACGCUCAGACGGUGAAGUUCAUGAUGAAGGCUGGAAGAGACUUCCGGGACGGGCGGCAGCUGGUCAGCACUCUGAAAGGGUUUAACGGGCCCGUGUUGCAGGGAAUCACCGGCCCAGUGUUUGUGGACUCCCAGGGAGAACGGUGUAUGGAUUACUCGGUCUAUGCCCUACAGAAAUCCAGCAACGGGUCGCUCUUUCUUCCUGUUCUUCACUAUGACAGCUACCAGAAAACAAUCAGACCCAUGAGGAAUUUCUCCACUACUACUUGGCCCCAUGGCUCCCUUUCUGCAGACAGACACGGCUGUGGGUUUUACAAUGAGCUCUGUGAAAGUGAGUUCGCUUUUACAGCAGGGCUUCUCAAUAGUGCGACUGCUGUGAUCCUCGUGAUGACCUUCCUGGUUACCGUCUUGGGAACUGCCAUCGUAGGUCUGAUUUUAAGGAUGCAGAAAGGAAAACGGCAGAGGCAAAAUAGAGACAUUUGGUGGCAGAUCAUUUAUGAUGACAUCACCAUUCUGCCCCCAAACAAGCCAUCCCAGAGAGGCACACCUGUGUCGAGAGGGAACAACAGCAAUGCAUCUGGCGUGAUGCACUCUGGGGACUUCGGCUCCUUUGUCAAGAGCCAGCAGGGGGAAGAACUCCUUUAUGCCCCAGUAGGCCUGUACCAGGGAAACCAUGUGGCCAUCUGCUAUGUCGGUGACCAAGCAGAAGCCUGGAUCAGGAAGCCGUCUGUGCUGCAGGAAAUCCGGCUGGUGUAUGGAUUGAGGCAUGAAAAUAUUGUUCCCUUCUUUGGUGUUUGUACAGAACCACCCAACAUCUGCAUUAUCACUCAGUAUUGCAAAAAAGGAAGUCUUAAGGAUGUUUUGAGAAAUUCUGAUAAUGAAAUGGAUUGGAUAUUCAAGCUCUCAUUUGCAUAUGACAUAGUCAAUGGCAUGCUGUUCCUUCACAGGAGCCCACUGAGGUCCCAUGGGAACCUGAAGCCUUCCAACUGCCUGGUGGAUGGUCGGAUGCAGGUGAAGCUGUCAGGAUUUGGGCUGUGGGAGCUCAAGUAUGGCCGGACGUACAGAACGUAUGAGAAAACGAUGGACCACUCAGAUCUCUACUGGACCGCCCCGGAGCUGCUGCGGCUCCCAGAGGUGCCCUGGUCGGGCACCCCAAAGGGAGACGUUUACAGCUUUGCUGUUCUGAUGAGGGAGCUGAUUCACCAGCAGGACCAUGGGCCUUUUGACGACCGUGACGAGACCCCGGACGAAAUCAUCCGCCAAAUCAGAGACCCCACAGCAUCUGCUCCACUCCGACCUUCCCUAUCAGAGGAGAAGGGCAGUGAAAAGAUCGUGGUCCUGGUGAGGGCGUGCUGGGAUGAGUCUCCAGAGAAAAGGCCCACGUUCCUUGCCAUCAAGAAAAUUCUACGAGAAGCCAGUCCCGAAGGCCACGUGAGCAUACUAGACAGUAUGGUGAGCAAGCUGGAGGUGUACGCAAACCACCUGGAGGAGGUGGUGGGAGAGAGGACCAACCAGCUGAUGGCAGAGAAGAGGAAGGUGGAUAAGCUUCUGUCCACAAUCCUGCCCAGCUUCAUUGGAGAUCAGCUCAAAGCGGGAAGGUCUGUGGAACCAGAACAUUUUGAAUCUGUGACCAUCUUUUUCUCUGACAUUGUUGGAUUCACAAAACUCUGUUCUCUCAGCUCCCCUUUGCAAGUUGUAAAGCUCCUCAACGACCUCUACUGUUUGUUUGAUAACAUCAUUAAAAAUCACGAUGUGUACAAGGUUGAAACCAUUGGAGAUGCAUACAUGGUGGCUAGUGGACUUCCCAUCCGCAAUGGAAUUCGGCAUGUGGACGAGAUCGCCACCAUGUCCUUGCACUUCCUCAGUGCCACCACCCACUUCCAGAUUGGGCACAUGCCUCAGGAGAAGCUCAAGAUCCGGAUUGGCCUCCACACAGGCCCUGUGGUGGCUGGUGUGGUGGGGAUCACCAUGCCCAGAUACUGUCUGUUUGGAGACACCGUGAACGUGGCAUCCAGAAUGGAAAGCAGCAGUUUGCCUCUCCGGAUUCACGUCUCUCGGAGCACCGCGGACGGCCUGCUGGCAGUGGGAGGGUACAAGCUGCAAAAGAGAGGCACCAUUGCAGUCAAGGGCAAAGGAGAACAAACAACUUUCUGGUUGAAAAGCAAAGAAGGCUUCACUUUUCCACUCCCUGAAUUUACUGAUGAAGAGGCUGACAUCCCAGAGAUCUUUUGAGACCCGCUGCAUCCAGAUUACCUUCUGUGUGGCUGCUCUGAAUCUGGCGAGCAGUUUGAAUGAUGUAUUGUGUUUGAGACGUUUUCCUACUGAAUUUCCCAUGACCGAAGAGGGGAAAACCAAUGAGACCAGGGAGGGUCUCUUAGCUUGACCACUGAGCUGCCUUUGUGAAGGAGAUAUUUUGGAGUUCUGUACAAGGAAAUAAACUACCUAUUGGUCGACUGA
This is a messenger RNA of Pteronotus mesoamericanus, 3438 nucleotides long. Its product is annotated as guanylate cyclase 2G-like. Bases 1 to 3213 code for a protein of 1070 amino acids. Gene Ontology annotation, biological process: cGMP biosynthetic process; intracellular signal transduction; receptor guanylyl cyclase signaling pathway. The record is from RefSeq and is a predicted model, not a curated record. NCBI's taxonomy places the organism in Eukaryota, Metazoa, Chordata, Mammalia, Chiroptera, Mormoopidae. Gene Ontology annotation, cellular component: plasma membrane. Gene Ontology annotation, molecular function: ATP binding; guanylate cyclase activity; adenylate cyclase activity. The transcript is spliced from 23 exons.